AUGGCUGGAGUGGUUCCUCCCCAGAGCUCCGUCGCAUUGGAGCAGACGCGACAGAACUUCGACAAUCUCACUUUCAACGGGAAUGAGAGCAGCGCCGGUCGCCCCUUGGAGGUGAUAUGUGGUCCUUUGCUCAACUAUAUGCGCAUGAGCGUCGAUAACGAAUCAUCAACAUGGUACGGCAGCGUCCUCGUCGUGACUGCGCCGGGCCUAGGUCAGCCGGAACUGGCUCUGCGACACGCAGGUCCCGUAACGCAAGCAGACAACAAUGGGACAACCCAACAACCGCAUACAACGACGACUCGGGCCACCAAACUUUACGAAGACCCGCACAAAGCGUUUUGGAGAUUUUCGAUCUCGCUUCCUUUGAGCGAGUAUGAAGCGAAGUGGGAAUACACUAUCCCUGGAUAUCAGUAUGCGAACGGUUCCCAAGUCCCCAACUCGUGGAGUUUUGCCGUUCCUGCUCGGAGCCAGUCUAUGCGCAUCAUGUUCCAUUCCUGCAAUGGUUUCUCCGUCGGAACUGAUACUGAUAGCUGGGCUGGCCCUGCGUUGUGGAAUGACGUUCUCCGAGUCCACGCACAGCGUCCGUUUCACGUAAUGAUAGGAGGCGGUGAUCAGAUAUACAACGACGGCAUUCGCGUCGAUGGGCCACUCCGCGAAUGGACGGAAAUUUCCAACCCUCACAAGCGCCAGCAUCAUGAAUUUGAUGGCACGCUGAGGGCGCAAUGUGACGAGUAUUAUUACAACAAUUAUGUACGCUGGUAUGGACAUGAGCCUUUCAAAACUGCCAAUGGUCAGAUCGCUCAGAUCAAUAUCUGGGAUGACCAUGACAUCAUUGAUGGCUUUGGGUCGUAUACAGACCAUUUCAUGAAAUGCGCCGUGUUCCGCGGGAUUGGUGGUGUCGCUUUCAAGUACUACUGCUUGUUCCAACACCACAUUCCUCCCCCCAAGUCGACUUUCACCACGGAUGUCCCGGUGGGUAUUGACCCUCGUCAAGUGGAGAACACAUUCGUUCUCGAGGAAACCCAUGAUGACCCGAGAUGGAUUAUGGGCAAGAGCCCUGGCCCAUAUGUCGAGGAAAAAAGCCGCAGUCUGUACAUGCGCCUGGGAAAACGGAUCGCCUUUGCAGGGAUCGACGCGCGCACGGAACGCACUCGUCACCAGGUCAAUUACCCAGAGACAUACGAUCUCAUCUUUGACCGCCUUGACCGAGAAGUCGCCGAGUCGAACGGGGAGAUCAAGCACCUUAUUUUGCUCCUUGGUGUCCCCAUUGCGUAUCCACGUCUCGCAUGGCUAGAGAACAUACUUACGUCUCCUUUGAUUGCUCCCAUUCGCUUGUUGAAUAAGCGAUUUGGCUUGGGCGGUGGCUUGUUCAACAAGUUUGACGGACAAGUCGACCUCUUGGAUGAUCUUGACGAUCACUAUACCGCGCGACAGCACAAGACGGAGCGUCGGGAGCUGAUUCAGCGUCUACAACAGUUCUCGAAGCGUCAUUCAGUGAGAGUGACGAUUUUGGGCGGUGACGUUCACUUGGCUGCGCUGGGUCGGUUCUAUUCGAAAGUCAACCUGAACAUUCCGGUUGAGAAUGACCAUCGCUUCAUGCCGAACAUUGUCAGUAGCGCCAUUACAAACAAGCCGCCUCCAAAGGCAGUCGCCAACCUCCUCGCACGAAGGAAUAAGAUCCAUCACCUGGACCGCGACACCGAUGAGACCCUCAUGUCUUUGUUCGACAAGCAGCCCGGCGGUGUGGAGAAGGGUGCUUCUUGGAACAAUGUUACCAUGCCAUCGCGAAACUAUGCUUGCAUUACCGAAAUCGAGUCGCAUGCCGCCAACGGUUCCACAGGACAGCCACUUUCUUUAGUGCCAACCCAGCACCCUAAGGAUGGGCAUUCACCGCUACAUCUGGGCGAAGAACAUGUUGGUACAGUGCAUCAAGCUGCGGAUGGUGUCAGCAACACCAGUGCUCUAGCUGGUGGCUUGGAUGUUGCAAUCCGAGUAGAAAUCGAGCAAGGAAACAGAGACGGUAAUACAGAGGGCUAUGGUUUGAGCAUUCCUGCACUGUUUCCUCCACUGCACACUCCUAUCCCCGUGCCCGGUUCCGCUGCUGGCUCUGUUCCCAGUUCUGCUCCUCGCUCUGCUAUUUAUGCCCGAAACGACAACGAAGCUUGA
Molecule: messenger RNA, 2166 nt
Organism: Talaromyces rugulosus
Lineage: Eukaryota; Fungi; Ascomycota; Eurotiomycetes; Eurotiales; Trichocomaceae
Exons: 3
Coding region: 1-2166 (721 amino acids)
Cellular component (GO): membrane
Source: RefSeq, a predicted model, not a curated record